Molecule: messenger RNA, 1180 nt
Organism: Papilio polytes (common Mormon)
Lineage: Eukaryota; Metazoa; Arthropoda; Insecta; Lepidoptera; Papilionidae
Gene: Sc2
Product: very-long-chain enoyl-CoA reductase
Exons: 5
Coding region: 202-1104 (300 amino acids)
Biological process (GO): very long-chain fatty acid biosynthetic process
Molecular function (GO): oxidoreductase activity, acting on the CH-CH group of donors; protein binding
Source: RefSeq, a predicted model, not a curated record
UCAAUCAUCAGUUGUCAAAAAGAUGAAGGCUGUUGUGUUGUUCAAAGUCUAAGUUGGUUAAGCCGGAAUUUACUUUAAAUUAUUCAUAUAUUCACAAUCCAAGCAGUCUUUGAUCGUUUCUGUCGUGUUUAUUGUAGAAACGACAAAACAACAAAUUAAAAUCCUUAUUACUUAAACAAAAAACGCCGAUUUAAAUCGAAGAUGGAGAUUGAAAUAUUGACCACUGCGGGGUCAAAGUCUCUUGGCAAAAUUACUUUGAAUGAAGACGCCACUGUAAAAAAUGUAAAAGAAAAAAUUUAUCAAAACCUUAAAAAAUCCCUUUACCCUGAAAGGCAAGCCAUCAAACCCGAAGCUAAAGGAAAGUCACUUAAGGAUGAAACUACUCUAAAAUCUCUAAACAUCCAAGAUGGGUCUAAGCUCUAUGUAUCAGAUCUUGGGCCACAAAUAUCAUAUAAAAAUGUAUUUUUAGCUGAAUAUGCUGGUCCAUUGUUUGUUUAUCUGUGGGUUUAUCAAAGACCAUGGAUCUUGUAUGGGGAUCAAACAUCGUCACCAGGAACUGUUGUUAAUAUAGCAGCGCUGUGCUGGAGUUUCCACUAUGCUAAAAGACUGCUGGAGACAGUUUUUGUGCACCGUUUCUCACAUGGCACUAUGCCGAUUCGGAACUUAUUCAAGAACUGCACAUAUUAUUGGCUGUUUGCUCUCUACAUCGCUUACCAUGUUAAUCAUCCACUCUUCACUGCACCCUGCAAUGUUUGUGUGUACGUCGGUCUUGCAGGGUUCAUUUUAUGUGAAUUGGGUAAUCUGAGCAUUCACUUGCUGUUAAAGAACCUCCGUCCUCCCGGUACCAAAGUGAGGCGCAUCCCUAUGCCUGACGGAAACCCAUUCUCACUGCUUUUGAAUUAUGUGUCCUGCCCUAAUUAUACUUAUGAGUUUGGCGCUUGGGUGUUUUUCACCAUCUUGACGAAAUGUGCUCCAGUGGGUAUAUUUGCUGCAGUAGGCAUGUACCAGAUGUCAGUGUGGGCUAUCAACAAGCACCGCAACUACAAGAAGGAGUUCCCCGACUACCCCAAGGGACGUAAAGCCAUCUUGCCUUUCGUUCUCUAAAUCUUGCAACUAAAUUGACAUAGUUUAUUGUAGUGCAAUGACAACGCAAUUAGAAUUAAAAAAAGUUGCUGAUUAA